This is a messenger RNA of Cooperia oncophora, 828 nucleotides long. The record is from the annotation of a GenBank genome assembly. Lineage: Eukaryota; Metazoa; Nematoda; Chromadorea; Rhabditida; Trichostrongylidae.
AUGAUGUUUACGGGAGGAACGCAGCGGUUUCUUCGCCGUGUCUCGGUGCCUCAACAUGGAAUUCAGGCUGAUUUCGUUGACCUUACUAACUUAGAGCUAUUAGAACAAGCAUUUAGGCCAAACACGAAGUUGAUCUGGUUCGAGACUCCAUCCAACCCACUUCUGAAAGUGGUCGAUGUAGCUGCUGUAGUUCAUUGUGUCAAGAAAGUCAAUCCUAAUAUUUUAGUCGUCGUCGAUAACACAUUCAUGAGCCCAUUCUUCCAGCGACCCCUCACAAUGGGUGCUGAUAUCGUUGUACAUUCCAUAACUAAGUACAUAAAUGGCCACUCGGAUGUUGUUAUGGGAGCUGUUAUCACUGAUAAUGAUGACAUUCAACAGCAUCUAUUCUUCCAACAGCUUGCGGUUGGCGCUAUUCCUUCACCCUUCGAUUGCUUCCUUGUCAAUCGAGGAUUGAAAACGCUGCAUUUGAGAAUGAAAGCUCAUUAUGCAAAUGCGUUGGCAAUUGCUCAGUACCUGGAGAGCAAUGAACGAGUGGAAAGUGUUGUACCCUGCCUUACCAUCGCACCCUCAACACAAGAUUCAUUUGAGUCAAACAAAAGGAAUGUCUGGUAUGAUAUCAUUCUACCUGAAAGGCGGACUGGAGGAAAGUCGGAUAUUCCUGAGCACGCUCAAGGUAGUGAAGUCUUUCAUCUUUUGGGUUUAGUACAAUUUUAUUUGUGCGUCCUUAAGAUUUUCACCUUGGCUGAAUCUCUUGGUGGAUAUGAAUCGCUGGCUGAGUUGCCGUCCAUAAUGACGCAUGCCUCGGUCCCUCCAGAGGUAAAAUUAUGA